UUACCAAAAAGAAAAAGAGAAAAAAAAAAUCCUAAAUUACGGGAGCUUAAGCAGCAAGAAGAUGAUGAAUCGAACGAUUUUCACAAAGUACGGUAGAAGAGCCUUUUCAGCCAUGGCAUCUUCCCGAUUGUCCUCGAGCGUCAAGGAUGCGUGGAAGGAGCAGAAAGGCUUGGGUCUUUUUAAAGCAUUUCUUACUGGAUAUUCUGGCCACAUUCUUUUCAAUCUUUACAAGAGAAGAGAGUAUUGGCACAAAAUAGACAGAACCUACGACGAGGCCAUCAAGCGUGCAGAUGGCGUAAACGCUAAAUUGGUCGAAUUUCAGAAGGCACACAAGGAAGCGAUGAGGGUGAUUCUCAAUGGUGAAUCCACUUCUUGAGCAACCGGCAAUUUCUAUAUUAUGUUUAUUUAGACUUAUGUAUUUUGUUUCAUGUCCGAACAUAUGGUGUGUGUCUGUUCCUUCCUCUUUAUAUAUAUAUUCGUCAUUCGUGUGCCUAUCUUGUUGGAUUCUCUAGUAGCACUUGUUUCCCUUCUGUAUAUAGAGAGCAUUGGGUUCCUGUUCUUAUAACACAAGUCUUUUGGGUGGUUUACUGAAAGGCCAUGAUAGAGAGGUUAGGGUAUAAAAAUAAGAGGUGGGCUGGAGGGUUUUCUGUCUUCUCAGUUCGACUUCUAUGAUAUCGUUUUCAUUC
Camelina sativa (false flax) is the source of this 686-nucleotide messenger RNA. RefSeq lists its product as uncharacterized. Lineage: Eukaryota; Viridiplantae; Streptophyta; Magnoliopsida; Brassicales; Brassicaceae. The record is from RefSeq and is a predicted model, not a curated record.